Pipistrellus kuhlii (Kuhl's pipistrelle) is the source of this 1264-nucleotide messenger RNA. It is a transcript of the gene FANCD2OS, whose product is annotated as FANCD2 opposite strand. The record is from RefSeq and is a predicted model, not a curated record. Lineage: Eukaryota; Metazoa; Chordata; Mammalia; Chiroptera; Vespertilionidae. The coding region runs from base 456 to 1055 and encodes 199 amino acids. The transcript is spliced from 4 exons.
CCGGGAAGAUGGAGUGGGCAUGCGCCCGGAGCUCCCCACCCACCGCGGUUCCCGGUCAGGGGCAGGUGGGCCCCCGUCCCCGCCUGCUCCAGACUGAGGGUAUGGUCUGUGUCGGCAAUCAGUUGGGCAUAACCGAUUAAAUCCCAUUAAGCCCGAGUUAUUUUAAAAAUGCUUUUCAACAACACAAUAUGAUGUUCCACCUUACUUUCAUCAAAUGAACAAAAUGUCCAGCAAGGGGAAGUUUGUAAAUUAAUGGCAAGACAAGAUCGAGCGCAGGUUUCACAAACACACAGCAGCUGACAAUUCUUGACAAGCUUCUCAAGACUCUCUGGACUUUCAAACCCGAAUCUCAGCCUGACCCCUCCCUCCAGUCUCUCCACUUCAGCUUCACCCAAAGAGCCAGACAAAAGGUCCUGGGUCACAAAGGCCGUUGCCAGGCGCCUGGUGGAGAAAAGAUGCGGCGGGGACCAGCAACUGUCACUCUGGAGCGGAUGGCCGUGGAGUUCAGCAGACUGUCAAUGGCAGGAUACCAGCUCUGGUCACCAUGGACCCCACUGGAUGAGAGCUUCCAAUGGCUGCGGCACACAACACCCACACCUUCUUCCAAGCACCCCUUUAGGGCUUCCCCCUGCUUCCCACACACCCCUUCUGACCUGGAAGUGCAGCUCUGCUUUCAAGAGGUUACUCUAGUCCUAGACAGCCCAUUCCUGGAAUCCGGGGUGAGUCCCAAGUUACCCUGCCACACAUCAGAGCUCCGAACCAUUAACAACAAGAAAGGGCUGGUCAGGAAGCCCCAGCCAGUCCGCCUCAGUGGAGUGGAUUCGGUCUUUGGCAGGGUCAUCACGGCUCAGCCUCCAAAGUGGACUGGCACCUUCAGAGUUUCAGACAAGUCAGCCUUUUGCAAAAUCAUCAGCCGGGAGCACCAGUGGCCCACUGGACUUAAGGAGCCGCAGAUUCAGAUGACAGUGACCAUGUGCAAACAGAUGCUGCGCUCCAUCCUCUUGCUGUAUGCAACGUACAAGAAGUGUACCUUUGCCUUGCAACACUCCAAGUGAAGGGUCCCCCACCUGAUCCCUUUCCCCACACCAUUCCCUUCGCUGUGUGCCUGGAGCCUGCAGAAACCUUUCCAUGGAAAGGAAACUGACAUUGCCCCAACCAUCUUGCUUUUCUGUAAAGCAGUGAAAAUUCAGGAGCCUCUUUCCUCCCUUCCUCUCCAAAAGAGGGCCAGUGAUAGAGCAAGGAAGAACAAUUUCCAUUGAAAUGU